Magallana angulata is the source of this 690-nucleotide messenger RNA. RefSeq lists its product as uncharacterized. Lineage: Eukaryota; Metazoa; Mollusca; Bivalvia; Ostreida; Ostreidae. The record is from RefSeq and is a predicted model, not a curated record. Bases 42 to 575 code for a protein of 177 amino acids. The transcript has 4 exons.
UCUACUUCACAAGCGUCAGAUUCACAUUGGGAUUUGGAAAGAUGCAGUGUUUUGCUUUUUUGGCAUUGGUGGUUGUUGCCCUUGUUCUGGUGGGUCAAACCGACGCUUGGUGGCUGGUCGGGAGGAAUGGAAACAACAACCAAUGCCCCAGUAGAGAAACGGCCACUCCUUAUUACUUCGGCACGACGGACCUAUCCUGUAUGCACAGAAAUAUAAGGGGAAAGCGAUCUGCGCCAUCUAGAGGUACCCUGGAGUGGGUGCAUCGAUUCAUCUUCUACAAAGGGUACUACUUCGAGUUCUUCGACAACUCGAAGGCGUACAUCUCAACACAGCGUCAAUUCGCAAACGUCUGUCCCGGGGGUCCGGAAUCCUCUCCCGCCGGAUACAGUGAGCUAGAUAUCGACUGCAUCAAGGGGUGUGCCAGGAACUAUCGGUGUCACUUCGGAAGCUACAGUCUCCUGGGCAACAACUGCCACCACUUUACCAAUGAAAUCUCCCGGGUCCUCUGUACUAGUGGACAGAGUUGUCCCGCCUGGUGCCUCGAUGACUGUAACCACGCGGUGGAGAGAAAUUAACUUACGGUCUAUAAUGAUAACACGGGAUGAGAGCAUGCGAUUAUCAAAUCAUCAUUUUUCUGACUCGUGGUUAAGUCAAUUUUGAGAAUAAAAUUAAGUAUUAAUAAUAUUGAUG